AUGUCUGAGCCAGAACAGUGCAUUAUAUGCCUGGACUCGCUUCCACUCCCGCGAUCCUCGGGUCCGGCCUUAGUGACCGACGGCGUGCUCCAAGUACCACCUACCACUGUCGACGCGGAAAACAACAACAAACAAGAAAAUGACGAAGCUGCAAAUCACCUCAAUGUUGUCGCGGCCCUUGACGGAUGCGAGCACAUUAUUCAUGAUGCGUGCAUCCGGUCCUGGGCGCAAAAGACAAACACCUGCCCCAUCUGCAGGAACAUCUUCCACAUAGUCCGUGUCUUCAAUGGCGUUGACGGGACGGCCAUCUCCCAAUACGAAGUCGAAGACAAGAAGCAAAUCGCCGAGUUCGAUAUCCAGCAGUGGCUAGGCGAGAAUGCGGAAGAAGAGCCCGAGCAGAGCAACCCGUGCCCUAUCUGCAAUUCUGCGGAGCAGGAAAACGUCCUCCUCCUAUGCGACAGCUGCGAUGCUGCCUACCACACACACUGCGUAGGGUUGGACGAUAUCCCAGACGGAGACUGGUACUGCAUGGAGUGUCGACAUGCAUUUCAGCUGAGUGAUGAGUCUGGAGACUUCGCCAACGAGUCGCAGCCCAGCCGUCGUCGUCGAACCGCACGAUCACAGCCUCGGAACGGGCGAGGCUACCACGUUCGAACUCGAGCACGCCUUCGAAGAGCCCGUCAGCAGGCGCGAAAUGUUGAGUGGCAAGGACCGUGGGGUCAAUUUGCUGGCCGUUUAUACGACCUUGCUGAAGUAGACCUGGACAAUUUCGACGACGAGGACGAGGAGAUGGGCCAAUAUCGUCAGUUCCAACAGUUGGAUCGGCGAGAAGUAGAGCGUUGGCGACAGCGAUUCGACAUAGCCCAGCGUUGGGGUGCGCAAGACGCGUUCGCACAUAACAUCCCUCCGGCGAUAAGCGAACAUCUCCAGCCCGCACCUCCACCACCACCACCUCAAGAGACCAGAGAUGAAAGGCGAGCUUGGGGCGCAUUCGAGCUUGCGCGUGCAGCAGAGGAAGGCAGCACAGCUUCAAGAUCACGGAAGCGCAAGACCCGCUCCAUCACCGCUUCUCCGGCCGAGCCUACACAAGAGCCAGAGCGCAAGCUAAAGCGUCCACGGACCAGACGGUUGGCCACAACCCAUGCCGAGGGAUCAGGCUCAGGCUCAGCACCGUCGCCAAUCCCAGGUCCGUCGACCACGCCAGCCGCUGACGCGACUACCAACGGCCAUGGCACCAUCGUGAACGGAUCGUCGGCACGGCCUGAAGCACGCACAUCGAGCCGAGGUUUGCGCCUGCUCCCUACUCCCCUGCGGCAGCUCGAAAACACGCCAAUGGUCAUGGCAGCGGUAGCGGCAGCGGAAGUGGAAGCGGCAGCGAGGGAAGUGAUUCGGACAGUCGGUCAAAUCGGCAACGUCGGGGACGUAGACCUGAAAUCCAGCAACACCGCCCGCGACACGCAAGGCAAACGCAGCAGGCCGCCGCUGCUGAACAUUCACCAACCAGAGGGAGCGUGA
Messenger RNA from Emericellopsis cladophorae, 1515 nucleotides. Its product is annotated as PHD and RING finger domain-containing protein-like protein. Lineage: Eukaryota; Fungi; Ascomycota; Sordariomycetes; Hypocreales; Bionectriaceae. The record is from RefSeq and is a predicted model, not a curated record. Gene Ontology annotation, molecular function: zinc ion binding. The coding region runs from base 1 to 1515 and encodes 504 amino acids. The transcript is spliced from 3 exons.